Calypte anna (Anna's hummingbird) is the source of this 5909-nucleotide messenger RNA. It is a transcript of the gene SEMA6D, whose product is annotated as semaphorin 6D. Gene Ontology annotation, molecular function: semaphorin receptor binding; chemorepellent activity. Bases 119 to 3385 code for a protein of 1088 amino acids. Gene Ontology annotation, biological process: negative chemotaxis; negative regulation of axon extension involved in axon guidance; positive regulation of cell migration. NCBI's taxonomy places the organism in Eukaryota, Metazoa, Chordata, Aves, Apodiformes, Trochilidae. The record is from RefSeq and is a predicted model, not a curated record. The transcript has 19 exons.
ACCCCCCACCCCACCAUGGCGCGAUCGCCGCCGAGCUCCGGUGGUGCCGCCGGCCGCGCUGCCGGGUGCGGUAGUUAAGGAGUGUUGCCACAAAGGUAGUGCUCAUCUUUCACCAGCCAUGAGGCUUCCUCUGCUUUGUGCCUCCAUGAUGCUGAUGAGUCUGUCCCAGUGCCAAGCUGUCAGCUUCCCUGAAGAUGAGGACCCCAUUAAUGUUGUUGACUACCACUAUUCAAGGCAAUAUCCAGUAUUUAGAGGACGCCCUUCAGGCAAUGAAUCUCAGCACAGACUGGACUUCCAACUGAUGUUGAAAAUUCGAGACACACUUUAUAUUGCUGGCAGGGACCAAGUUUACACUGUAAACUUAAAUGAAGUUCCAAAAUCAGAAGUUACUCCAAGCAAGAGAUUAACAUGGAGGUCAAGGCAGCAGGACAGAGAGAACUGUGCUAUGAAAGGCAAACAUAAAGACGAAUGCCAUAAUUUCAUUAAAGUCUUUGUUCCAAGAAAUGAUGAGAUGGUGUUUGUCUGUGGGACAAAUGCAUUUAACCCUAUGUGCAGAUACUACCGGCUGAAUACCUUAGAGUAUGAUGGGGAGGAAAUUAGUGGUUUGGCAAGAUGCCCAUUUGAUGCCAGACAAACCAAUGUCGCCCUCUUUGCUGAUGGAAAAUUGUAUUCGGCAACAGUAGCAGAUUUCCUGGCAAGUGAUGCUGUUAUUUAUCGCAGCAUGGGGGAUGGAUCUGCCCUGAGAACAAUAAAAUAUGAUUCCAAAUGGAUAAAAGAACCACAUUUCCUUCAUGCCAUAGAAUACGGGAACUACGUUUAUUUCUUCUUCCGAGAAAUUGCUGUAGAGCACAACACUUUAGGCAAGGCUGUGUAUUCCCGUGUGGCUCGGAUAUGCAAAAAUGACAUGGGCGGGUCCCAGAGAGUCCUGGAAAAACACUGGACAUCGUUUCUGAAAGCUCGGCUCAACUGCUCAGUUCCUGGGGAUUCAUUCUUCUACUUUGAUGUCCUGCAGUCUAUUACAGACAUUAUAGAAAUCAAUGGAGUCCCCACCGUUGUCGGUGUAUUCACCACACAGCUUAACAGCAUCCCUGGUUCAGCAGUGUGUGCUUUCAGCAUGGAUGACAUUGAGAAAGUCUUCAAAGGGAGAUUUAAAGAACAAAAGACUCCUGACUCUGUUUGGACAGCUGUACCCGAAGACAAAGUACCAAAGCCAAGACCUGGCUGCUGUGCAAAACACGGCCUUGCAGAGGCUUACAAAACCUCCAUUGAUUUCCCAGACGAAACGCUCUCCUUCAUCAAAUCUCAUCCUUUGAUGGACUCAGCUGUUCCCUCAGUCAUUGAGGAGCCCUGGUUUACCAAAACACGUGUCAGAUACAGACUGACAGCAAUCGCUGUAGACCACGCUGCUGGACCCUACCAGAACUACACAGUCAUAUUUGUUGGCUCUGAAGCAGGGAUAGUACUUAAAAUCUUGGCAAAGACACGGCCUUUUUCUUUGAAUGACAGUGUAUUACUGGAAGAGAUUGAAGCAUAUAAUCAUGCAAAGUGUAAUGCUGAGAGCGAGGAGGACAGAAGAGUCAUUUCCCUUCAGCUCGACAGAGACCACCAUGCUCUGUUUGUGGCAUUCUCCAGCUGUGUCAUCAGACUUCCUCUGAGUCGGUGUGAGCGUCACGGGUCAUGCAAAAAGGCAUGUAUUGCUUCACGGGACCCCUACUGUGGCUGGCUAGACCAGGAGACCUGUGGACGGGUGACCCCAGGCAUGCUGUUCUCUUUGUUUGUUUCAUACAACCACAGCACUGGAGGAUUUGUGCAAGAUGUCGAGUACGGCAACACUGCGCAGCUUGGGGACUGCCAUGAAAUUUUGCCUACUACAGCUACACCAGAUUACAAAAUAUUUGGCGACCCAACAUCUGACAUGGAGUUCUCCUCAGCUUCCAUUACCACAAUGGCAAGUAUCCCAGUUAUAUCACCUAAAGUGAUUGGUUCCUGGAAACCUAAAGUGACUGGCUCUCGGAAAUUUGUAGUUCAAGAUGACCCAAACACUUCUGAUUAUUCUGAUCCAUUAUCAGGUGUCCCAAAGGGUGUGAGGUGGGAAGUACAAUCAGGAGAGUCCAACCAAAUGGUACAUAUGAAUGUCCUAAUCACUUGUGUCUUUGCUGCUUUUGUCCUGGGAGCCUUUAUUGCGGGAGUGGCCGUUUACUGCUACCGGGAUAUAUUUGUACGGAAAUCCAGAAAAAUCCAUAAAGAUGCAGAAUCAGCCCAGUCCUGUACUGACUCCAGUGGGAGCUUUGCUAAACUGAAUGGGCUGUUUGACAGUCCCGUCAAGGAAUAUCAACAAAACAUUGAUUCACCCAAACUUUACACAAACCUGUUGACCAGCAGAAAGGAGUUGCCACCGACGGGUGAUACAAAGUCCAUGAUGAUGGACCACAGGGGACAGCCUCCGGAAUUAGCUGCGCUUCCAACUCCUGAAUCCACACCAGUUCUUCAACAGAAGACUCUGCAGGCUAUGAAAAGUCAGUCAGACAAAGCACACGGUAACCUCAGUGCUUCAAGGAAGGAAACUCCACUCAAAAGUCCUCAGUUUUUUCCUUCCAGCCCUCCGCCUCACUCUCCUCUGAGUCACGGACAUAUUCCGAGUGCUAUUGUCCUUCCCAAUGCCACCCAUGACUACAAUACAUCUUUCUCAAAUUCUAAUGCACACAAGGCAGACAAAAAGAUGCAACAUAUUGAUCAUCCACUUACAAAACCAUCCAGCAAAAGAGACCACAGGAGAUCUGUUGAUUCCAGGAACACCCUGAAUGAUUUUCUGAAACACUUAAAUGAAGCUACUAGUAACCCCAAAGCAAUUAUGGGAGAUAUUCAAGUGGCCCACCAGACUUUAAUGCUGGAUCCAAUGGGAAAUAUGUCUGAGAUCCCACCAAAGGUUCCUAACAGGGAGGCAUCUUUAUACUCUCCUCCAUCAACUCUUCCAAGGAACAGCCCCACAAAACGAGUGGACGUUCCCACCACUCCUGGAGUCCCAAUGACCUCUUUGGAAAGGCAGAGAGGUUACCACAAAAAUUCUUCACAGAGGCAUUCAAUAUCUGCCCUUCCUAAAAACUUAAACUCACCGAAUGGUGUUUUGUUAUCCAGACAGCCCAGUGUUCCCCGGGGGGGGUACAUGCCCCCCUCAGCAGGCACAAAGAUGGACUACAUGCAAGGGACGCCCGUCAGCGGUCACCUCCAGCCUUCCCUGUCUCGGCAAAGCAGCUACACGAGCAAUGGCACCCUGCCUCGUACAGGAAUAAAGAGGACACCCUCCUUAAAACCUGACGUGCCACCCAAACCCUCAUUUGUUCCUCAGACAACUUCAGUCAGACCACUGAACAAAUACAGUUACUAGGACAUGUCUGUGCUAAAAAACAAAAUGUGUGGCAUUGACCUGUACAGACAGAGACUUGCUUGUUACUAAAGAGAACAAAGUGGCCAAAGAAACUGUCUUUACUUCAGCAACAUCUGUGUCUUGCCACAUGUAGCUAUAGCAAGACUUUGUGUACUUGCUAAGAGCAAACAAACAAACAAAAAAAACCCAAUCAAAAAAACAAAAAAUCCCAAAAAGCAAACAAAAAAUAGACAAAAAGAAAAAAAGAAAAGAAAAAAAAAAACAAAGGAAAGUGCUGGUCAUUACAUUUCUUUUGUUUGGAGCUAAGGAGACAUGUAGCACAAUGGGGUGGGGGCUACUUUACUGUUCUAACUAGCUAAAAAAAAGUUCAUGGGGAAAAAAAAAAAUCAGUAGGCAAAUACUUGAAAAAAACUGGGUUCCAUUUUAGACUGCCAUUAGGCGUGGUCCUUCCCAUUAAAUGUGAACAUUUUAAUAUGUAUGCAGUCACCUUGCCUCUUGCACAAAUGUCAGAAAAUGGUAAUGUCUCAAUGAAGAUCUGGGUUAAUAAUCAAUUUGCUGGAAUUCAGUCUCUGGCCCAACUGUAGCAUUAUUAUUUUUUUCUCUCCAUGUGCGUGGCAUUUUGUUUGUGCCACAGAUAAAGCUGUGUGUGUGCGUGUGGAUAUGUGUGUGUGUGUGUGUGUGUGUACUGUACACACUAGGAUGUACUUAGAUUCCCAUUGCAUCUUUUAUGCUAUGGAAUUGUUUACAUUGAGCAUGUCUGAACAAACAGAUGACUCUGCCUUCUGCAGCCUGAUGGGUUCACUUUGGAGACAGCUAAGGAUGAACUGCACAUCUCUGCCAGCCUCCGGGAUGGGGACACCCUGAGGAAACAGUCACCCAGUGAAAGAGUGCAGAUACCUUGAAUUCCUGAUCACUCUGUUAUGCUGCUAUUGAUUCAGAGCUGUGUAUUGCAAAUCCAGUGUUGUGGGCUGGAACGGGGGAGUGUUGCUGUGUUUCCACAGUGCCUCCAUCCAAUACCUGGCCACUGUGAACUUGAGCCCCUGCACUUCUCACUGAGGGCAGCUGAUAAUCAAUUCACUUGGCAAAGGCCUCUGCAACUCGAAAAGGUUAUGGUUUUGUUGCAUUUAAUAAUGCCCUACAUGCAGAUAGACUCUUGUUAAUAAAAAAAAAAAAAAAAAAAAAAGAAGAAGAAACAUAAAUUGGCCUGGCAGAAGCAGUCUGUGAAAAACUCAACAGUAGUGCAAUCAAUUUGUUUUUGUUGUGUAAUGUAAGGGUUGUUUUGGUUUGUUUGUUGUUUUUUUUUUUUUCCAAAGUCAUGCAGGUAAUGACAAUAUUCUGUAAAUAUUAUGUGUGAGUUUACCUGAAUCUGUGCAUUUUGUGCCUUAUUCAUGCAAAUGAUAAAAGUACUAAAAAAAAAAAAAAAAUUGAAUAAAUCUGUCAAGUGUUCUCACUGUAGCACCUAUCCCCUGAGUGCCAGUUGUAAAACCUCUCAACACCACCCAAAAAAAAAAAAAAAAGAUAAAAAGCAGGAAUAAUUAAUGGUAACUAAAGGCAGCCUACAAUCCAAGAAGACAGCAGCAUUAAAUCACCUUACCAUGAUAAGCAUUCCACUCCAGCUCUCUGAAGGAUCAAACAGUUAUAAUGUGAAAUCAAAUGAGGUUUCUAGGGUAAUGGAACACCUGCUAAAGUUGUGUAAGCUAUUUAGUAGGUUUUACAGUAUCCACUUGCAGCUGAUGUUCAACACAGAUGGCUGUUUUAGCUUGCAAACUACACACUACCACAUUGUGUAUUGAACAUAACUAUAGAAAUAACCAUGGCAGAGGAAUAUUCAUGAAUUAGUGGGACAAAUAACUGCAAUGGGUUUCAGAGAUGGUAGAGGUUUAUGUUAUGUGUUCAAAGGGGAGAAGAGGCCAGGCACUGAAAACUGGAUCUCUGUUACAGAACAAAGAAUAAAGGAUAGACGUAGUCAUUUUUUCCUUGUAAGGCUGUAAGUGACAUUUAUUUCCUGAGACCUCUGGAUCCAAAAAAAUCAAUGAUCUCUCUUCCUAAACACUUCUGCCUUGCAACUAAAACACUACAGAUUAAUAACUAUUAAAAAUGUACUCGGUUGUCAAAAGACACAAACUGAUCCCAAUUCACUUUACAAAUAUUAAUACAGACUUGUGUGAAACCGAGAGAUAAAUGUAUGUGAACCCUGAUAACCUCCUGUAACAUUGUGCUGCCUUGUAGAUGGUAAUGUGAGUUCUCUCAGUAUUUAUGUUGAAAUUUCUAACAUUCAACCUGUCCUUAUUCUGUUAAUUUAAUAAUAAAAGAUGCUUUAUCCAUUUGUGCAAAGGUAAACGCAGAUUGUAUCUUUUUUAAUGGUACGGCAUAAAAAAAGUAACCCUUAAAUGAAGCUGCUCUAUACUAUAGAGUACUUUAACAUGUAUAGAUAUCUUGUAAACUUGUAUUGUGGAUGUGUAAAUACUACGUUCUUUGGAUUUUUAACACCGCAUGUAAAGUCAAAAUAAAAUAUUCCAAUGUA